AUGACGAAGGUGGGCAAGCCCAAGAUUGUGGAUUUGAAGAAACCCGAGUCGUUUACGAAGAUCACUUUUAAGCCUGAUUUGAGGCUGUUUGGUAUGGAGCAGCUGGACGAGGAUAUUCUGGGUGUCAUGCGGAGAAGAGUGUACGAUUUGUGCGGUACUGUUAGAAACGUGGCAGUUAGUUUGAAUGGCAAGAGACUCAAAGUUAAGGAUUUUAAGAGCUACGUGGAUAUGUUUGUUACAGCGCUGCAGGAGCAGGAGAAGGUCAAUUUGAAUGUUGUUAAUGAACGGGCAGGAACUCCUGUGCCCGAGGGUGGUGAGGAGAUUGGCAGGAUCUUGCCAGUGAUUCCUCUGGUUCCUGCUGGUCCUAAACCGACUGUAAUUUACGAGCGGAUUAAUGACAGAUGGGAAGUGGCUUUUGCUGUAUCUGACGGUAAUGCUUUUAACCAGGUGUCGUUUGUCAACUCUAUCGCCACUACUUCAGGCGGAACUCAUGUUAAUUAUGUGUCAGAUCAGAUUGCUAAUAAGAUUCUAGAACAUGUUAAGAAGAAGAACAAGAAUGCUCCUUUGAGACUGGCUCAGAUCAGAAAUAACAUGUUUGUAUUUAUCAACUGUUUGAUUGACAAUCCUGCUUUCACGUCACAAACCAAGGAACAACUGACCACCAAAAGUACUGCUUUUGGAUCCAAGUGUGUUAUUCCUGAGGAUUUCAUUAAAAAGGUGUUGAGAACGUCUAUUAUUGAGAGUGUUCAGGAUAUUGCUACUAGAAAUGCUGAUAAGGAACUGAGAAAGCAGGAUGGUGGCAAGAAGAAAAGACUGACUGGGUUUGUGAAGCUUGAAGAUGCCAACAAAGCUGGUACUAGAGAAAGUCAUAAAUGUACUUUGGUCUUGACUGAAGGUGAUUCAGCUAUGGCUCUGGCUGUAGCUGGUCUGGCUGUCGUGGGACGUGACUAUUAUGGAGUGUUCCCAUUGCGAGGUAAAUUGUUGAACGUGCGAGACGCUUCUCAUGACCAGAUUAUGAAGAACACGGAAAUCCAGGCUAUUAAACAGAUCAUGGGUUUGCAGCACAAAAAGCACUAUACCAGUACCGAGGGACUUCGAUAUGGUCAUAUUAUGAUCAUGACUGAUCAGGAUCACGAUGGUAGUCAUAUCAAAGGUUUGAUUAUCAACUUUUUGGACUCGUCGUUCCCCGGACUUUUGUCGAUUCCCGGGUUUUUGGUUGAGUUUAUUACUCCUAUUGUCAAAGUGUCGAUUUUGAGAGGCAAAAAAGUGAUCAAGGUGAUUCCGUUUUAUACCAUGCCUCAAUAUGAAGAGUGGAGAGACACCGAGGGUAAAACUUGUAUUUGGAAACAAAAGUACUAUAAGGGUCUGGGUACGUCUGAACCUAAUACUGAAGGUAGAGAGUAUUUCACACAGCUCGACAAGCACUUGAAAACGUUUGAUAGCUUAAAGGAAGAGGAUAAACCACUUAUUGAGCUUGCUUUUGGUAAGAAGAAAGCCGAUGCUCGUAAAGACUGGUUGCGUGCCUUUAAGCCUGGUACACAUCUGGACCCGGAUCUUGACGAUAUUCCUAUUGGUGACUUUAUUAACAAGGAGUUGAUUUUGUUUUCAAUGGCCGAUAAUAUUCGAUCUAUCCCGUCUCUCAUGGAUGGAUUCAAGCCCGGUCAGCGUAAGAUUCUGUACGGUUGUUUCAAGCGUAACUUGGUCAACGAAAUCAAAGUAGCUCAAUUGGGUGGUUAUGUAUCAGAAAACACUGGUUACCACCACGGAGAACAGUCGCUGUACCAAACCAUUGUUGGUCUUGCGCAAGAUUUUGUUGGUUCCAAUAACAUUUAUUUCCUGAUGCCCAACGGAAGUUUUGGAUCUCGUGCCAUGGGUGGAAAAGAUGCUUCGGCACCUCGUUAUAUUUUCACCGAGUUGAACUCUUUAACGAGAAAAAUCUUCCAUCCUCAAGAUGAUCCCUUGUACAAGUACAUGGAAGACGAUGAUUCUACUGUCGAGCCUGAAUGGUAUGCACCGAUUAUCCCCACAGUUUUGGUCAAUGGCGGUGAAGGUAUUGGUACUGGAUGGAGUACCAAUAUCCCAUGUUAUAAUCCCGAGGAUCUGGUCAAGAAUAUUCGUCUACUCAUGAACGGCGAAGAUCUCGAGCCUAUGACUCCUUGGUUUAGAGGCUGGACCGGUACUUUGGAGAGAAUAGCUGCUGACAAGUUCAAGGUGUCUGGUACUAUUGAGCAAAUCGACGAUAACACAGUGGAAAUCACUGAACUUCCAAUCAAGAUGUGGACUCACACCAUGAAAGAGUUUUUGUUAGAAUCGAUUGUCAAGUCUCGUGGAGAGGAAACUGGUAAAGAGUUUAUUGAAGACAUGACAGAAGAACACGGCACAGGAAUCAAGUUUGUGGUGACACUUAGCCGUGAGCAAAUGGAACGAAGUCUCAGAGAGGGUCUAGAGAAUAGAUUCAAACUUCAAACCACUCUUAGUUUGGGUAACAUGGUGCUGUUUGAUCCUCAAGGACGUCUUAAGAAAUAUGAUACCCCCGAGCAAAUCUUGACCGAGUUCUACUACGUUCGUCUUGAACUGUACCAGAAACGUAAAGAUCACAUGUCGAAUCAACUUCAGAACCAGCUGGAGAAGAUUUCUCAGCAAGCUCGAUUCAUUAAACUCAUCAUUGAAAAGAGACUGACAGUGUCUAAUCGACGAAGAUCCGAACUUAUUGCCGAGUUAGAAGACCUCAAGUUCCCAAGAUUCGGUAAAGACGGUGUUCCCGUGUUUGACGUUGAUCCAGAGGAGGCCACACAGAUCUCCAUGGUUCUCGAUGAGAUUGAGGAAGACGAAGCAGCAGCUGCUGCCGUUGCAGAUGCUAACAAACCCUCGUUAGCCAAUUACGACUAUCUCCUAGGAAUGGCUAUCUGGUCUCUUACCAGAGAAAGAUACGAAAAGCUGUUGAAACAACGAGACGAGAAGGAAGAGGAGUUGAAGAAACUGCUUAAACUGUCAGCCAAAGAUCUGUGGAAUAUCGAUUUGGAUGCGUUCCUUGAAGGAUGGGAGCAGUUCUACGAAGAUGAUAAAGAGAAGCGAGAGUCGAUGAUUCCCGAGAGAAAGGGCAAGAGAAAGCCUACUAAACGAAAGGCCAAGGCCAAGGCAUCUGUUGUUAACGACGACGAAGAACUCGGUGACGGCGAUUUCCUGCCUAAAGAGCUCACUGGACGAGGACAAACUGCCAAAUCCAAGACCACUGUCAAGACUGCUGCCAAAACAAGCAAACCAUCAGCCACUGUCAAAGACGAGGAUAAGCUUGUUCAAACCAAAAUCGGAGUUAAAACACCUGUUCUCGCUGAACCAACAGCAGCAACGACAUCUCCCAAAGCUGGCGGGAUCUUUGGUAAAGGCAUUUUCGGAUCACCCAUUAAAAAAGACCAAUACCAAGUCGAUGCGGACGAGCUGAUGAACUCAUUUGUGGGUAAUAACUCGAAAUUCGAGUUCGGCUCGCCUGCCACCACGACCAAGACCUCGUCCAUCUUCUCCCUCGACGACGACGAUGACGACGAGUUCUCGCCUCCUCCAAAGGCCGCUCCAAAAGCUGCUGCUGCCAAGCCAGCCGCCAAACCUGCUACAAAAGCAGCUUCAAAACCAAAAGCAGCAUCCAAACCAGCAGCCAAACCCAAAGCUCCAGUCAAGUCUGUUUCUGACGACGAGUCAGACCACGACGAGAUCAUCCCACGAGCAGCAGCCAGGCCGUCUCGCAACGCCACCAAGAAAACCACCUACGUCCUCGAUGACAGCAUGCUUGUCGACGAAGACGACGACGACGAGGCCAUGCUCGACUCCGAGCCCAGCGCUUUCAUCUCCGAGGACGAGUUCGAGUAA
Molecule: messenger RNA, 3864 nt
Organism: Sugiyamaella lignohabitans
Lineage: Eukaryota; Fungi; Ascomycota; Dipodascomycetes; Dipodascales; Trichomonascaceae
Gene: TOP2
Product: DNA topoisomerase 2
Exons: 1
Coding region: 1-3864 (1287 amino acids)
Biological process (GO): sister chromatid segregation; resolution of meiotic recombination intermediates; DNA topological change
Cellular component (GO): nucleus
Molecular function (GO): DNA topoisomerase type II (double strand cut, ATP-hydrolyzing) activity; DNA binding; ATP binding
Source: RefSeq, a predicted model, not a curated record